UCAUUACAUAUGCAACUCCACUUGAGAUAACUUUAUAAGAAAUAUUAGUGCUUUUGGUAAUGGAGCAGUUACACAUAUUGCGUAUGUACAAACGGAAAUCAUAGAUUAUAUAGUAAAACUAGUUUUCAAAAUCUUCGUCACCAUUAUCUUCAAAAUCCUUCCAGAGAAAAACUGCAACUAUGAGCUCUCCUCUCAUCCAUGAAAUCAAAGGCCAAGCAUUUCGGUUCUUGAAGGAAAAGAUUAAAACUGCAAGGCUGGUUCUCACUGAUGUUACACCAGUACAGUUAAUGACAGAAGAAGCCACCAAUGAGAAUCCAUGGCCACCAGACACACGUAGCACGAGUGUAAUAUCACGAGCUGCCUUCGAAGUGGAUGAAUAUGAGAGAAUCAUGGAGAUUCUGCAUCACAGGUUCUCGAAAUUUGAUAAAGGGUAUUGGAGAGCCUCAUACAAGGCUCUUAUAUUACUGGAACAUCUUCUAACUCAUGGACCUAAAAGAGUAUCAGAGGAGUUUCAAAGUGACAUUGAUGUUAUUGAAGAGAUUGGAAAACUUCAGCACAUUGAUGAGAAAGGGUUCAACUGGGGUUUGAGUGUUAGAAAAUUAUCAGAAAGAGUGUUAAAGCUCUUAAGAAACAAGGAUUUUCUGAAAGAAGAAAGAGCAACAGCACGUCACCUUUCUCAUGCAAUCAAAGGGUUUGGAAGUUUUAACCCCCGAAGCUCAGCAAUAGAUGAAAGGUUAAGUGACUUACCUUCUAAGAUUUAUGGGAGAUGUAACUCUUACUAUGAUGAUCGCCAAUAUGAAAAAUAUGAUUUCACAAGUUUGGGAAAGAAGCUCAGUGUGGAUGGAAAUAAUAGAGAGCUACAAAUUGUUGAAGACAUGGAGAAUUCAAAGCUGCUAAAGCAUGAAAAUGAUUCAAGUUCAGCAGACACAGAAGAAUAUCACCCUUUCAAUGAUAAAGAGAAACUGACUGUAGCAUCCUUGCUUUCUGUGUGAUGAUAUGUUACGAGAAUUUUCAUAUGAUAUAUGUAAAGCACUUGAACUAAUCACAAGCUUGGACAAUGUAUAUAUAGUAGCUUCAGUUAAUGUUUUAGUGUGAUUUUGGAUUCUUGAACAGAUUGCAAA
Vigna unguiculata (cowpea) is the source of this 1121-nucleotide messenger RNA. Its product is annotated as epsin-3-like. Gene Ontology annotation, biological process: endocytosis. The record is from RefSeq and is a predicted model, not a curated record. Gene Ontology annotation, molecular function: clathrin binding; phospholipid binding. Lineage: Eukaryota; Viridiplantae; Streptophyta; Magnoliopsida; Fabales; Fabaceae. Gene Ontology annotation, cellular component: endosome; plasma membrane; clathrin vesicle coat.